AUGAGCGCGAGAGAAGUUGCUGCGCUAGCAGAUGUGGCAGCAGCAGCUGCUGCUGCUGCUGCGGGGGCGCCGCCACCGGCGGGGUCACCGCUUUACGUGUCAGGGGCAACGGCGCUUGAGCAGCAGCAGCAGCAGCAGCAGCAGCAGCAGCAGCAAGCAGCAGCAGAGGAGACGCCGCAGAGCUGCCGCCGGGCGGAAGUAGAGGAGCCCGACGAAGUCGCCUCUGCUGCUGCUGCUGCAGCAGCUGCUGCUGCUGCUGCUGCUGGGCACACAGACGACGAGUCUUCGGCACCUCAGCCUUGGGCCCCCCAGGGGCCCCGACCGCUUCAGAACCUCAAACAGGGGCCCCCCCCGCCAGCAGCAGCAGCAGCAGCAGCAGCAGAGGCAGCAGCUGCAGCAACUGCAGCACCAGGUGCUCCAGCGUCCCCCGAUGUGGAUACGCCCCUGGAGCUGCUGCCAGCAACAGCAGCAACAGCAGCAGCAGCAGAAGAAGAAGAACUGCCGCCUGCGUCACCAGCUGCAGCAGCACGUGCUGCAGACAGCUCCCUCUCUGCAGUGGCCGCAGCAGCGCCCGCAGUGCCAGCAGCAGUGCCAGCAGCAGCAGCAGCUGCUGCCGCCAGAUCAGCAACGGCGCAGCCACUGAAGCCAAAUGAAGACAGGACCAAAAAAACACGCAGAAGAAGCAAGCCGCAGCAGCAGCAGCAGCAGCAGGAGCAGCAGCCGCAGGAACAGCCGCAGCAGCCGCCAAAGAAGCAGCAGCAGCAGAACGAAACGAGUCAGAAAAAGCAGCAGCAGCAGCAACAAGAACAGCCGGAAAAGCAGCAGGAGAAGCAGGAGCGUGAAGAGCAGCAGAAGCAAAAGCGCCAAGAGGAGCAGCAGCAGGAAAAGCAGGAGCAGCAGCAGCAACAGCGGCAAGAGGAACAACAGCAGGAGCAGCAGGAGCAGCAAGAGAGGCAGCAGCAGCAAGAGCCUCCCCAGGAACAGCAGCAGCAGCGACAGCCGCCACAGGAACAGCAGCAGCAACAGCCGCAGCAGCAGCAGCAGCAAGAGGGAAAAAACAGCAGCAGCUCCCAGAAAAACAAUCUCCCUCGCCUGCUUCUCCGGAAAGAGAUUUAG
Molecule: messenger RNA, 1116 nt
Organism: Eimeria tenella
Lineage: Eukaryota; Apicomplexa; Conoidasida; Eucoccidiorida; Eimeriidae
Exons: 10
Coding region: 1-1116 (371 amino acids)
Cellular component (GO): RQC complex
Source: RefSeq, a predicted model, not a curated record